UCAUGCUCUGAUAUCACAUGGGUACUCCUUAGUCCUAAUGGAUUAAAUGGGGCUGAGCUGUGAUGCAAAGCACAGGGGCGCCGCAGCCUCCAUGUCAAUGGGGUCCGCAAAUAAAUCCGGAGAGCACACGGAUCACAACCAGAUUUUUCGGACACUGUGUAAAUGUAGCCUUGUAGGGCUGACAACAAGCAGUGUUAUUAGUUCUAAGAAUGAGGUGUCGGACUCCCCUCAGAUUCCAGCUCUGUCCGCUCCGGCCUUAUAGGAAGUGAAAGCAAAACAACUACUGCCUGUACUUUGCAUGGCACCAGUAAUAGUUUUUCCCCCCUCCCCUGCUUUGCAGGAUGGUACGCCCCAUACAGGUCAGUACUAUUACCACUAAAGAGGGGUGACCGCACAGAAGUAGUACACUCAGACCAUCAGGUCUCUGUGUCCUCCUCACACCGCGGAUCCCCUCCCGCUAUGAGACCGCCCCGAUACCUCCCCGGCCGCCGACACAGGAAGGAGCGGGGGCAGUAUGGCAGAGCGGCUCAUCAGCUCCUUCGGAAAUCUGCGCCUGGACGAGCGGCGCCCCCACCGGCAGCCUCACCACAGACCCCCGGCUCAGCCCCGCCACAGUCCCGCUCCUCCGCCCUCCAGGUUCACCAGGCACAUCUACCUGCUGCGGGGGCUGCCGGGCUCCGGGAAGAGCAGCCUGGCCAGGAAGCUGAAGAGAGAUUUUCCCAGCGCGGUUGUGUUUAGCACGGAUGACUAUUUCUUAAUGGAAGAUGGGACCUACAUCUACGAUCCUGAUCUACUGCAAGAUGCUCACAAGUGGAAUCAGAAGAGAGCACGCAAAGCAAUGACCAGAGGGAGGACUCCGAUUAUCAUAGAUAACACCAACAUUCUGGCCUGGCAUAUGAAGCCUUAUGCAGCCAUGGCCCUUGAGAACGGAUAUGGAGUUAUAUUCCUGGAACCGAACACACACUGGAAGUUCAAUGUACGAGAGCUAGCCAGGAAUAGCCACGGAGUCCCCAGAGAAAAGAUCCAACACAUGAAAGACGCUUAUCAGCACAAUGUCACCUUCCAAAUGGUCCUCCGUGCAGAAAAGCCAAACUAAAACAUGAUGCAGAGGAGAAACAGAAGAUAGAGGCAAACCGACAUCACCCUAAGGAAAGCCCAUAUUUAAUGGCCCUUAACAUCCACAACAGCAGGAGGCUUGGUGUCCUAGCCAGGUAGUACCCCCAACAAGCACUCAUUCCUGCUCACCAGACCUGGAGGUAGGUAUUCAUAGGUCUUACAUUACUCUCUCUACGGCUCAGGAGCUCCCAUGGGGAAAGCCUGGGGGUCCAGAGAUUUCCACUUUUGAACUUCAUACACAUUGGCCCAGGUUUACUUGUGUGUUUGGGCCUCAGAUCGGUCUAAUAAGUGGCGCAACUAGGGUCCCUGCACCACAUUUGCUAUCCAGCCUCAGCUACUGUGAUAAAUCCAAGUUUACACCUACAGCAUUAGUAAGUCUGAGCCAUUAUAGGUGUCCAUCAUUAAAGGGUAU
Bufo gargarizans (Asiatic toad) is the source of this 1528-nucleotide messenger RNA. RefSeq names its product NEDD4-binding protein 2-like 1. The record is from RefSeq and is a predicted model, not a curated record. The transcript has 5 exons. Lineage: Eukaryota; Metazoa; Chordata; Amphibia; Anura; Bufonidae. Bases 515 to 1096 code for a protein of 193 amino acids.